This is a messenger RNA of Pyricularia grisea, 2416 nucleotides long. RefSeq lists its product as uncharacterized. NCBI's taxonomy places the organism in Eukaryota, Fungi, Ascomycota, Sordariomycetes, Magnaporthales, Pyriculariaceae. The coding region runs from base 675 to 2219 and encodes 514 amino acids. The transcript is spliced from 2 exons. The record is from RefSeq and is a predicted model, not a curated record.
UGGGACAAAUCCAAGUCUAGAUCUAGUUCGAGUGCUGCGCUAUCGCUGCUGCUGCGGAUGAGUUGAGCCUUGCCGCCCUUGAUACGGCUGGUCAGCUCAGGUUCAAUCAGCUCAAGUCUUUUUUUAUUUUUAUUUUUUUGGUGUAUGCUCACUUAAUUUUUUAUUCCUCACUUUCGUACUCAUUGCCUCACUUUUGACCCAUUAUACAAUUUCAUCUUGUCCUCGUUUUGCUGCAUUUCCCUAGCAUCUACCAUCUAAUACUUUGUUGAUCUUGUGCCUGUCUUUUCGUUGCUGCCCAGCCUCCACUGUCACCCACGAUAGUUCCGGGAUUGCCCAGUACACACACAGCUUACCGAACCUACCACGCUCGCGUCUUCGGGGCAAAACACUGCCUCAACGGGCGACCGCAGAUCCGACCAGUUCGCCUACGUUUCUCGUCGGGACCGAUUCCUUCAUAUCAGGAACCCUUGCGCUUGCUUGUACUGCCUAUGAUGCAACAUAGUCAACCAAUUCAAUCCUGAGCCGUUCUCUUCGUCUCUUUUCAACUGCUCCCUUGUUUAGUCGCCCGCCGGCGCUUCCUGCAAGGGGAAUACAUACCCCUACGACCGCGCUUGCAUCUGGAAGAAUCACCAUCAUAAUACACAUACACACGCACAUACAUUACCGCCGAUAAAAUGCUGUUAAGAAUACCAAGGAGUCUAUCAUCCAUAUCCGCCCAGGGCCUCCCCAGCGAUUUAGAUACCGCAUCAGCAAAAAUGCAUAUCAAAAGGGCGCAAGCAAACAGCAACGACGACCGCGGUAUCAAUAAUUCAACCGCAUAUAUCGUCGCUUCAAUAAUCUGUGGUAUUGUAUUGCUGGGCAUAUUAUGGAUCCUCAUCCGAAGUAUGCGCGCAAGAUACCCCGAGCCCAAAUACAUCCCGACUCCAUUCCUAAAAGGUUUAUGGACCCGAUGGACACCUUCGAAUUUAAACUACCAGCGGCCCGCUGCAGGAAGCGAUAACAGAUGGGGAGGUGCAUCGCGCAAUGGAUCGCCUGCAGCCGGCGGCAAUUCGAACGGUCCAGAUGCUAGAGAGCCGAUGCGAUCGUCCGCCGGAGCUACUGCAGCUGUCGACCGCCACGCCUCGGUGAGAUCGAUCAUGACACUACCGGCGUACCGAACCAAGGCCAACGACGGAGAGGAGGUACUGGGAGUGGCGGGCGAGCGUGACGGCAUCGACGUGGUGGUAGAGAUGCCUACAGCCGAGCAGGAGGAGGCCAUGCGCGACGAAGAGAUGGAUGCCCUCUUCCAGAUCCGCCAGGCGAGGCGACGACAAAUGGCGGAGCGCGAGGAGAGAUAUGCCCGCCGCGAACAGGCCCGCACUGCCAAUGACGUUGUGGCCAUGCGCGCCAUCCGCAACGAGGCACGGGAAGCCCGAGCCCAGAAUACGGAGGAGAUCGAGGCGCUGCGUGUAAUACAGGAGCAAACUAAAUUGGCCCGCCAGCGCGCCGUAAGCGCUGUUAGCUACGCUGGCAUUGGCGAGGUGCGUCACGACGGAACCAGGGCCCGCGCCAACAGUCAGGAGAGCGAACGAACGGGCCUGCUGAGCGACGCCGCUAGUAUCGCAUUAUCUUCCCGACCAUCCACGAGUCUCUCCGCUCGCACGCUCUCUUCACAGGGGCGGCAACGGAGCGGUUCCGAGCUCAGCAUCGAAACGGCUCGCAGCCGACCUGUAUCGCCUGGGUUCCCAACUGGAGGCUCCACGAUAUCGCGCGCAUCAUCUCGUUCGGUAACCCCCACCCCAACCCCACGCCGCUUGUCACAUGCCGGCUCAAGCCCGGAGCUCAUCGAUGCGGCCGAGGCGGAUCUGGGUGAGGGUGGUACUUUGCCACCGGACUAUGAGGAGAUAAACAUCUCAGACGGCGCCUCCGCUUCGGUGCAGAGCCUUCCCUCGGGUCGCAACACACCACUCCACGAGCCGCCGCCAGAAUAUACCGGCCCGACCCGCAAUCCGGACUACCACCGCAUGUCGCGACACGUAGCCGACCUCUUGGCAUCGAGUGGAACCGGCUCGACGCACAGCAGCCCAGACCUGGCAUCAAACGGGCGUGGAAGCGGGAGCCCCUAUAACAGCAACCGCAGCACGCCACAGCUGCCCAGCAUAAGUCUGCAACCCGUGCCUCAGAUCGUUAUCGAGCCCUCAACGGCAAGAUCCGACAAUUCGGACCGUCAGCAUUUCUGAUGAUCUGCCCAGUGGGAUAAAAAACGAUAUAUUCCUCAAAAGACUUCUGGACGAGGCACGAAAGAAUGUAUAGCUGGCUACCUAUCUUUUGUAUUAAAACCAAGAUUUGAGAAAAAAAGGGUCGACCGAUGUGUAAAAACAAAGUCAGGUGGUUUAGGGGCGGGAAUGGGAGGUGGCUGGAGUACUAUGACGAGUGA